CCUUGUCGGGCGUUAGGACCCUGCGGCAUCCUUAGUGGGUUUCCUCAGAGUGUGUGAGUAUUGAUUGAGCUCUGGUCCCAGUAUUCACAUUCAGUUCCCAGUAUCGUGCGGGCGCUUCAGCACCUCUUUCUCUCUCUAUUUGGCACAAAAAUUUGGAUUUGGACGUUUAUCCUAUAGCAAGGACGUCAUGCUUUUAUAUGACUACAGGAGACACACUAUUGUCUGAACUGAAUAGUUUUUUUUUUCCUUUUUAUAGUUUUUCGGGAUCUUUCUUUGGUUUGUUCAUUUCACUUUCAAUCAAUGGAUUUGGUCUGACCAUGUAAUAAGUGUCUGUCAGAUGCGGACUCGUAUAAGCAGAUGAUUUUUGCUGGAUGUAUACAUGCAUGAGAUGUCUGAGAUGUUCAUGUCCAGGGAUUAUUGCGCUCUGAUGAUGCGCGAGCGCAAGGAAUGUGACACGCGCUCCCGGGACGCGGACCUGGAGCGGAUUCUAACCCGCGAGCGCCUGGACGCGACUGUCGCGGGUCUGGCUGAACUGGAGUAUGUGAAACAGAGACAGGAGCUGCUGGUCAGGAGCGUUUUAAACCUUCAGGAGGAGAAACAUUGCGUCUUAGUGGAGGACAGUUAUCUGAACAACGAGGAGAAACUUCUGGAGGAGAAUAUUUUAUUAUUGAGAAAACAACUGACCUGCCUCAGGAAGCGAGAUGCCGGUUUGAUCAACCAGCUCCAAGAAUUAGACAGACAGAUCAGUGACCUACGACUGGACACGGAGACUUCGCACGAACACGUGGAGACGGACAGCCGACCGAGCUCAGGAUUUUACGAGCUAAGUGACGGUACUUCAGGAUCUCUCUCCAAUUCCUCCAACUCCGUCUUCAGCGAGUGUUUGUCCAGUUGUCGCUCCACCACCUGCCUGUGCACCCCCCUCGACACCUCGUUCUGUGCCUCCGAAGGAAGGCAUAAGCCUACAGAUGAGCUGGGUGUUUGUGCCGAGUGUGAUUGCCAGUGCGAAGACUCGACUUCCAAAACGGUCCACAGGUCUCUUUCUGCAUCUUACUCCCCUUCCUCGGAUGGCUGCUCUGAUGGUGUAUCCAAAUUUCACUGUGACCUCAUUGCCAAGAACGGUAGUGAUGUUUACCGGUAUCCCAGCCCUCUCCAUGCGGUGGCUGUUCAAAGCCCCGUCUUCCUCCAAUCCAUGACUGGCCACCCAAAGGAUGAUUGUAGUUUUUCCAAACUUGGUGAAGCAUCAAGUGAUGAGCAAAAACCUGAGCAGCCUGUGGGAUCUCAGAAUUCCUCCUGGCAUGGUUCCCUCCCAAACAAAAGACUGGAUAGUUAUAUCUUUGGUUUGCUUCAGAGGAGAGUGCAGCCUUUGAGGACCAACAAACCGCGAACGAGCAUCAACACUGACCCCUCCAAGAGCAUUUUAAGGCAGGCUAGUCUUUGCUCACGGGCCCCCGCUGCUGUCCAGCCUCAACAAUGGACCUCUGACCUCAAGCCUAACUGGCAGACAUGUUUACAAGAUGUGUCAGCAGCUAGCACUGAGCCAAGUACAGCUUCCCCCCAAAGACAGUGGACGGCUGAGUCCAAAGGAGGAACUUUACAAAACGAAGCAUCUUUCUCUCCAAGUCAACCACAAAAUGCUUACUCAACCACCAAUGAUACUAGAAAGAAAACUUCUGGAGCCUGUAAAGGCCAGCCAUUAAGUGCUGUAUCAAAGGACUGCCAGGACUUGGGAAGCCCAAAUGCAGUUUCCUCUCCCAAGCUCAACAAACAUUCUUAUUACGCCGUGGAGGACAUUAAAUCAGGCCAGGCAAUAAAAGCAAACCCAGUUAAGAGGAAUCCCAAGGCCCAAGCCUCAGCGGGAUGUGGCAAAGAAGUGGAGAGGACGGCUCCAGAAUCGCUCAGUCUUGGUUCCUCCUCGCAAAGCCAGGAUGAGGGAUGUCAGCUGGUCAGUGCCCAGUACGUCCCUGCACAAAAACAGAAUGUAAAUCUCUGCAAGGGUGGCACUAAAAACAUCAAGGUUGUUAAAGUGAAAAACUCUAGCGGUGCGAAAUCUAGAUCCCAUGUUUCCGAGCAUGUUUCAGAGACUGGCCGUGACAAACAUCGGACGGGAUCUAAGAGGUCUCGACAUGUAGACGACAUAUACCACUCGCAUAAAUCCUCCAAAAAGUCCACAUCAAAACCCAAGAGAAUCCCUGCCUCCAUCCCUGAAGGACGAAUCCUGGAGAAGCACACUAGUUCCACGGGUCGAUCAUCUGCCCAUAGACAUCACAGUCAUCAUCGGCAUCACGAGGCAGUGCUGGCCAAACCCAAAUACAAACGCAAUGAGUGCCACCGGAGACCAAGGGGUCUCCAUGAGAUCUCAUACGAGGAGGCUUUCAGGAGAGCUCAUCGCAGGCAGAAAAGAGAAAUGCUCAGCCAAAUGUACCUGCCGUCUAAUGCUCACUACACCAGUCCCUAUGCUUAUGUAGGCAGUGACUCUGAAUAUUCAGCGGAGUGCGCCUCCCUCUUCCAUUCCACCAUUUUGGACACCAGCGAAGACGAGCGCAGUAAUUACACCACCAACUGUUUUGGGGACAGCGAGUCCAGCGCUAGCGAGGCAGAAUAUGUAGCCGAGAGCAGCACUAGCAGUGACUCUGAAGGUAGCGCAGGGGUCAACUGGCCCCAAUUUAACCAAGCGGGCGCAGAGUCCCACGGAAUGACGGCGGCACAGGCGAAGGCUUUCGUCAAAAUCAAAGCUUCUCACAACUUGAAGAAAAAGAUUUUGCGUUUCAGAUCAGGCUCAUUAAAACUCAUGACCACCGUGUGAGAGAAUUCAGAAACGCAAAGUCUGGUUAACGUGUAGCCAAUCAAAUUGGCACAAGUCACACAAUCAAGUGCCUAGACAGAACUCAGCUCCACGGCCUAAAACGCUUUCGGUCAGAGAUUCUUUCAGCUGGGAACUCGAUUUCUGUCCGGCCCUUAUUGCAUGCACUUUCACAAAUGAGCAAGUGCUAAGAACAGCAUUUGAAAAGCUUCUUUGUAUCCCCUGAUGUCAAUGUCUUUAGCCUUUUUUAACAUUAUCGUUUCGUAUUUAUUAUAAAUCCGGCUUUUGCUGUGAUGCAUCUACAUAGCAAGUACUAUGUAUACUAUGUAAAUGCAUUAUUCAUGGUUUACUUUUUUAAAUAAGAUAUUUAAAACUUAAUAUAUUUGGUUAGUCAUACAUGGAAAUGGUAUAGAAAGUAUGACUUUGCAGAAGCGGUGCAUCACAGACGCAGUCUGCCUGAAAAAUGUUUAAGGUUACGAAGGCAAAUUCACCUGCUGAUUUUCAAGGGCUUUUGUUAUGUGCACAUUAAAUAUGCAUGAGCAACGGCUUUACACUUUUACAUUAUUAGCUGUAAAUGACUCGAUUUUGUAAAAUGAAUGUUAAUGUCCUUGUGUCUUAUUCUUUAUUAAAUCUUAUUGUUGAAAUCA
Molecule: messenger RNA, 3450 nt
Organism: Misgurnus anguillicaudatus (oriental weatherfish)
Lineage: Eukaryota; Metazoa; Chordata; Actinopteri; Cypriniformes; Cobitidae
Source: RefSeq, a predicted model, not a curated record